Letharia columbiana is the source of this 1203-nucleotide messenger RNA. RefSeq lists its product as uncharacterized. The transcript has 2 exons. Bases 1 to 1203 code for a protein of 400 amino acids. The record is from RefSeq and is a predicted model, not a curated record. Lineage: Eukaryota; Fungi; Ascomycota; Lecanoromycetes; Lecanorales; Parmeliaceae.
AUGAUGCUGUCACUCGUUUAUGCGUCUAUACUCCUUGCUGCUGGCAGCACUGCAUCUCCAUGUAAACUGCACUCUGGAAACUGGACCUCGUCUUCAACAACAGUAGCAAAAGCUGCUCUCCAUCGUGAUGGUCAUGGCAGUGCAGCUGUCAAUCAGAACCAGAAGCUUGGCACUCAAGCCAACGCCGGGCUGAACCUGCCUUUGCCAUAUUCUCAGGAAUCGUCUGCGCCGUCUAGCACCAGCGCAAGCAAUGCUGGUCCGAGUGUUGCUGCUUCGGGUUCGUCUGGUCCUUCUAGUGGCUCCGGCAGCUCCGACACAUCUGGCACGUCUGACACCUCUGCCUCCCUAACUCCCGCGAGUGGAAGCUGUCCGCAGGGUUUCCUCAACACCGUGUUCAACACCAAUGCCGGCCAAAGUUCUGGCUUCCCCACCGCUACUUCGAAUACUCUCACAGAAUACGGAAUAAACAACUGGAUCGGCUUUUCCCUCGAUACUCUCGACAAGCAAGCCGAUUACGACCUUUCCGCCACUCAAGCAUCCCAGCUCAGCGGUGCCUUCAAUAAAGCUCAGAUACCCAUUGUCAUGGACCACACCUACAUACAAGACGCUGUCGGAAUGCUAGCAAACAACCCGCCACUAUAUCUCGAACUCUACAACGAGCCCGACUUCUCUUUCGAAAACCUGACACUCACCGAAGAGCCUGCUCCCUCUGCUUCAGACCUAAAAACCCUCCUCGACACACCACACCCAAACACGAAAUUCAUCUCGCCAGCCCUUAUGGAUGCCAAUGGUCCCUGGCUCGGCGAAUUCUUUCAGGCCUGCAAUGGCUGCAUCGAUGACUUCCACGCUAUCGCCCUGCACGUAUAUAACCCCGAUCCUCAAGGCGUCCUGGACCAGAUUACACAAUUAUACGGUACGUGGAACAAGACCAUCUGGAUCACGGAACUUUCGCCCGCUACCGCCGGCUGCGACUUAAAUACGACUACAAUGGCCACCUACAUCAGUACAUUGAUUCCCGAAAUCCUGAAGCUCGGUUACGUCGAGAAGAUCUUCUGGAAUAGUGGGGAAAGUGACAGCACGACUAUCAACCAAGCCCCUGCGGCGUGCAGCCCGAGUUUGACCAAUUCAGAUGGGUCGUUCACGCCGGCGUUGCAGGCUCUGGGGGCUGCGUGUGGAAUCAAUCCUGGCACCGCGACGUCAUAA